AUGGAGGAGAAGAGGCUACAUGAUCUCGAAAGAUUGCUGUUGCGGGUUAGAGUUGUCAUUGAGGAGGCAGAGGCACGUCACAUCACAAACAAAGCUAUGGUGCAUCAAUUGAAUUUAUUGAGGAAAGAAAUGUACAGAGGCUACUUCACUAUGGAUAAUUUCAGGUGCCAAGGAAUUGAGGAUAAAGAUCAUGAUGUGAGUCACUCAUUUGCCCUAUCAAAAUUCAAUCCCUCCAAGCGUCUCUUUUUCUCCAAUCUUGACAAAAGUAAUAGGGACAAAGAUCUGCAGCAAGUGACAGGAAAUUUGAAGAACCUCAUGGAGGAUGUGAAUGAGCUCAUUAUAUUUUUGAAGAACUAUCCUCCACUGUACAGGCAACCUUAUAGCAUGCACUUGAUUGUUGGCAUGUGCAUGUUUGGUCGCCAAAUGGAAAUGGAGAGGAUCAUGAAUUUUUUGAUGCAAAAAGAGCAUCCUGCUGGCACGGAGAGUGCGCGUGUUCUACCUAUUGUUGGCCCAACAUUUGUUGGAAAGAGCACCUUAGUCGCACAUGUCUACAAUGAUCCGAGAGUGCGUAACUACUUUUCUCAAAUCAUGGUAAUUAGGGGAGAUGAUAUCAAUAAUGCAAAUCUGGUCAGCUUGAAAGAUGCGGGUGUGAUCAUACAUCGAAACAAUGCCAUGGGCGAGAAUGAGAGAGUACUGGCUAUUAUCGAAUUCUCAGGGGAUGUUGAUGAGGUUGCAUGGAAUAAUUUGUCUAGCACUGUCACUGGCACCAUAGGCACCAACGACACCAAGAAAAUCAUAGCGAAACCGAAAAUUGACAUAGAAGAUAAAAUCGAUGACAUACCCGUCGACGUUGAGACCCACGCAAAGGAUAUGACCAUGAAGCACCACAUGCACCUCAGACAACACCAGGACUCGCUCACCAAGAACACGGGCAAUAUUAGAGAAACUCUGGAAAGGACAAAAGCUUACCGACGAGAUCUUCACCGGUAA
Molecule: messenger RNA, 990 nt
Organism: Panicum hallii
Lineage: Eukaryota; Viridiplantae; Streptophyta; Magnoliopsida; Poales; Poaceae
Product: putative disease resistance RPP13-like protein 1
Exons: 2
Coding region: 1-990 (329 amino acids)
Source: RefSeq, a predicted model, not a curated record